Penicillium coprophilum is the source of this 471-nucleotide messenger RNA. RefSeq lists its product as uncharacterized. Bases 1 to 471 code for a protein of 156 amino acids. NCBI's taxonomy places the organism in Eukaryota, Fungi, Ascomycota, Eurotiomycetes, Eurotiales, Aspergillaceae. The transcript has a single exon. The record is from RefSeq and is a predicted model, not a curated record.
AUGAAGAAACUAAAACAGGAAAUAAGAACAGAGGCUCAAUAUAUGAAUGAAUGCGAUGGUAGCCAGCCUGAUGAUACCACACGAUUCACCCCGGCUGGAGACACGGCGGCUCCUACUCCAAACGAACAAGAGGACACUGGCACAUCCACCUCUGCAAAGAAAAAGAAGGCUGAUCGCUCCCUCCCAACUUCGCACAUUGUGGAACCCGGCCAUGGACUUUCGUAUGACUACGCGUGGUAUCAUUCACCGCUAGAAGAGCCUGCUGUGUACCACAUGAGUGACCCUGCAGCGGCUUUGAUUGCAUAUGCGGCUAUCAAGGCAGUGAACGAACGUGUGCAGUUUGAUCUGCGGAACAUGAAGUCCAUGCUGCUAGAACGUGAAUUGAUUGAGGACUCUGAGGACUCUGGGUUUGAGGACGGAUACGCUAGUUCUUCAGAUGAUGCUGUUGAUGUUUUUGCUGGUGCGAGGUAG